Messenger RNA from Bufo bufo (common toad), 2643 nucleotides. RefSeq names its product ATR interacting protein (gene ATRIP). The coding region runs from base 102 to 2492 and encodes 796 amino acids. Gene Ontology annotation, biological process: DNA repair; DNA damage checkpoint signaling. The transcript is spliced from 14 exons. The record is from RefSeq and is a predicted model, not a curated record. Lineage: Eukaryota; Metazoa; Chordata; Amphibia; Anura; Bufonidae.
GUGACACUGUGGCCGCCAAAGCAUGAGUGGAAGUAGUGGAGAGCAGGCCGGGCCCUGAGCCCUCAGCCCGGGAGCUCUGACAGGGGAACUGCGGGCACAUUAUGUCAAUAAACCCCCUGUUUACAGCAAAGAAAAGGGAUUUCUCCAUGUUAUACAGUGCUCAUAGGGUUAAUGCCAUCUCCUCCCCUGCCGUACACCAAAGUCUCCAUUCUUCCUGCAGUGAUCGAGGAGCAUAUCCUCCAUCAAAGCGUUAUCGAUCGGCCAGCGGCACGGAGUCUGAAGCCAUGGAGGAUGUGUUUGCUGACGGGGAAGACUUCACAGCUGAUGAUUUGGAGGAGAUCGACAUCAUAGCCUCUCAGGCCUAUACACAGGACUGUGGGGCUGCAACCAGUCAUACAGAUCCUAUCCAGGGCAAUCGACCGCCAUCUACCUUCCUACAGCCACAAAGACCUGCACCGCCAAAACGAGGAAGAGAUAUCUCCAACUCCCGUACUAAUAAUGAGACCUCUGUGCUUGAAGUUUUGCAGUCUCAGCAUGAAGAACUAAAGCAACAGUUGAAGGGGCUACAGGAUGACAUUAUUGUCAAGAAUGGCGAAAUUAAAGUUUUGCGUGAUGGCUUGCAUCAAACAGAGUCCCGCCUUGAGCAGCAAAGAAUUGCUUAUUCCUUGUCUGAGAAGGAGAAGACACAAAUACAGUGUGAGAAGGAAAAAGAACUGAUGAAAAAGAUUCAGUCUUUGCAAUCACAGCUACAGUUCAAAGAUGCAGAAAUGAUUGAAUUAAAAACAAAACUUCAGAGCGGUGAGCGGAGAACACUGGUGCCACAGGUUAGCCCCAAAAAGAGACCUUCUGUGACAGUGAAGCUUGAAUCGUGUCCUUCACCACAACCAGGAAAGGCCAGCUUCCCCACCAAGGAAUCCUUUAGGGCCAACAACAGUUUUAAACCACACGUGCCUGUCUCUCCUCUGCAGGUGCAUCUUCCGGUUAAAACAGAAACUGAAGCUUUGAAUACAGCAGUGAAGCAAGCACGAGUAUUUUCUUCUUCAUACUGCAAACACAGCAUGGACAGACAAGUAGGUUCGGUUUUAUUAAGUACUUUAAUGCAACAGUCGGAACCUCUUGGUCUACCUGGUCUGUACUACCUUCUCAGCAGUAAUCUGAGUGGUCCGGCAGUAUCUUCCGUACAACAAGCACAAUCGACUAACUCUGCAGGCACAUCAAGCUCCAAUGUUAUGUCUCCAUCACAAUGUGAAGCCCUUAAAGACUAUCAAAAAAUGGCAAUAUCUGGACUAAAUUCAAUUGCCUUGGGUGAGGAAGGCACAGAAAAGAGAGGCUCACAAUGCCCGACAGGACCAGUGCAUCUCAACAAGAUGUGUCGGCUUCCAGGGGCCCUGCAAAUAUUGCCUCUCGUAGAGUAUCAUAUUUCGGCGUACUACCAAGCCCUGCAGACCAUGGAGAAAUCAGAAGUUGGUACAUCUGAUCAGUCCAUGUCGUCCUCCAGCACUGACAGCAGUUCAAUGGCCAGUGCUAAGGACACGGUCUCGAGACUUACAGAGCCUGCACUGGCCUCACUCAGGACCCUGUAUAACCUGGUGUUUUAUAGCCUAGAUGUUGUAGAGACUUUGCUGCAGAAACGUGGAGUGGGAAAGACCCCAUCAGAACCCGAGCGAGAGUCUAGUACCGUGACUAACAUAGAGAUGGACAGUGAUGAACAAAUGCUGCAUCCGCUGUUUAAAACGAUUGUUCUGCUCUUGGCACCGAGUGUCACAUGUAAGAAAGAAACUAUCCGAGAGCAGGUGCUCCAUGUUCUGGUGAAAUUGGCGGAAAAUGCUUCCAUUGAGCAGUUAACCAGGUUUCAGGGAUUACUCAGCUCUCAUGUGCUGCUCCAGUGCUUGUGUCCAAAUGCUUCUCUUGAUGUGGCCCUCAAGACUGUCGCUUUGCUAUCUCUUCUUGCAGAUGAUGAAAGGCUAGUCAGGCUCUUGUGUUCAUGCUCAGAAAACUGUCUCCUGCUUUCCUUGUAUACAUACAUCAUCUCCAGGCUGGAUAAACGAGCAUCAGGGAAGGGCUGGCUUCAGUUAGAUCACGAGGUGGUUCGGUUCCUAAACAAAUUGAUCACCCAAGGCUGGAGCCCACCCUCUGCCAGAUCGGGAGCAACAUGUCUGUGUAGCAGAGAGGUUGUGAAGGCGCUGGUCCUUACUCUUCAUCAGGAAUGGCUCAGUGUGCGGCGCUUAACCGUUCUUUUGCCCACUCCAAACCAAAAUAAGUCUGUGUUGUUUCUAAGAGAAGCAUUAAUGGUUCUGCACAGCCUCUACCAGAAGGACAAAAGCUUCAGUGAACAUUGUUUGGAGGUCUUUCACCAGUAUGACCAAGCAGUGCCCGGAGUCCGAGCGUUUUUUAGAAAAUUCAACACUUUGAAUGAGAAUGAAGAGUUUGCACUUGAUGAAUUGUGUCCACCAGAAGUGGAGACAGAAGAUGAAAGCAUGGACUGCACAUAGUCAUUCUGACUCAUCUGCAUAGAUAUUUGCCUCUGUCCAUGUGCAUUUUAAGCAUAUGGAAAUCCAUUAAAGGGGUUAUCAGUGAGGGUCCAACACCCGGGACCCCUGCUGAUCAGCUGUUUGAAGAGAGCUGCAGCCUUCUUGCAGCUUA